Cottoperca gobio is the source of this 1328-nucleotide messenger RNA. RefSeq names its product actinodin4 (gene and4). The record is from RefSeq and is a predicted model, not a curated record. Lineage: Eukaryota; Metazoa; Chordata; Actinopteri; Perciformes; Bovichtidae.
UGAGCCAGGGGUUCAAGAUGAUUUCUACAUUAUGGUCGUUGGGGGCGCUCUGCUGUCUGAUGCUGCUCUCAGGCCUGCUGGAGGCCAAAUCUUUGUUGAACGACAUGCAGCAGGAAGAGAUGGUUCCCGUCAGUAACGUCGGGAUCAACUCACAGAAAGCAAACAGCUUUCUGAGUCACUCCAGACCGAAGCGUAACGCGGACCCCAGGUGGUACAGAGGAAACCCAGACUUCCAGUCUUACUACCGCUACUACAGCAGCAUCGGACACACUGAGGGGAUCUAUGAGAUCGACAAGCUGCGGAUGCUCUACCAGCAGAUGAGGUACCUGGAGCAAACCUACGGCCCCGACGCUUCCUACUUCCAGAACAAACUGGGCGUGCCGAUGAUCAUGUGUGACCCGGUUACAGACAAGAAGUGCAAAGUCGCUCUUCCUCCUCCACCCCCAAUGAAAGGAAAGCCCACAGAUCCCCCGCCAACCCCCCCCCCCUCUCCCUCAGCUCCACUCAUUUCCCAGGCUGACGUCCUGUACCUGUGCAACAAGAGGGACCCCCUCUGUAAGCCCCACAUCGUCUACAUGCCCACCGGCUCCGUGCCUGUGCUCUGCGACCCUCGCUACCACCCCCACUGCACCCCCCAGAAAGCUUCCGUCGAAGUGCCCCCACCUCCUCCACCUCCUCCACCACCUCCACCAAAGAAGUCCGCCCCACCUCCACCUCCAGUCCUCGUCAAGAAGUCUCUCCCGGCCCCCAUCCGCACCUUCAAGGGCAUGGAGUACGACUGUGACCCCUACUGGGACCCCGACUGCCUGAUUGACCACCCACCCAGGACCAUGAAGGGGAAGAUCGUGGUUGCACCGCCGCCGCCGCCACGUCCUCCUGUGGAGGAGGAAAAGAAAGAGGAACCAGUGGAGGAGAAGGCCCCCCCUGCUCUCAUCGAGAAGAAAGUAAACAUGUACCCUUACCCUUACUUCUACCCCAAGCCCUACAACCCCAUGGAUGAUCUGUACGACCCGGCACGCUUCCAGUACCCGCAGCCCGCUGCUGCCGCCGAUGAGCCCGCAGAGUCAGGCCACAGUCAGUGAAACAUCCAGGAUGUGUUGGAGGAAAGGAAAUGAAACAGACUUUGAUUGAAGUUGAACAUUUUCAUAUUUUGAGGGAUUUUAACAUCUUGCAAAUGUGCUGUCAUGGAACACAACCUGUACACAAGCAUUGCAAAGCUGCAGUAUUUGUUUAAACCUUUUACAUUGACAACUGUUCAUGUGUUUACCAUCACUGUCAGCCACUAAACAAGACAACACAAGCAUGUAAUGCAAAUUGUUUUUGACGAA